Messenger RNA from Helianthus annuus (common sunflower), 861 nucleotides. RefSeq lists its product as uncharacterized. The record is from RefSeq and is a predicted model, not a curated record. The coding region runs from base 1 to 861 and encodes 286 amino acids. The transcript has a single exon. Gene Ontology annotation, cellular component: SAGA complex. Gene Ontology annotation, molecular function: transcription coactivator activity. Lineage: Eukaryota; Viridiplantae; Streptophyta; Magnoliopsida; Asterales; Asteraceae. Gene Ontology annotation, biological process: regulation of transcription by RNA polymerase II.
AUGCAACCACCGGAGCAGCAUUUAUGGAUCAAUCUUAGUGAGUUAAAAGGUCAGAUAAUCAGAAAGCUCGGACCCGAAAGAUCGAAGCAAUACUUCGACUAUUUGAACAAGUUUUUGAAUUUGAAGUUAAGCAAGGUUGAGUUCGAUAAACUUUGUGUAAGAACAGUUGGGAGGGAUGGUAUCUCGCUUCAUAAUCAGUUAAUUCGUUCGAUUUUAAGGAAUGCUUGUGCAAAGAAAGUUCCGGAUGGAAACAAGAAACCUUUAGAUGGUGUGUUCCAUCAAAAUGGGCCGGGCCCGAUUAUACCAAAUGGAGACGUUUUGCCAACGUCUCCACGAAAGGCAAGAACUACGGGGCGUGAACGAAAAGGCGGAGACCGUAAAAGUGCUCUCGGACCACAUUCAGAAGAUUUUAGUAACGGGCCAAAUGAUGCUCGAAGGCCCGUGCAUCAUCAUCAAGAACUACAUGCACCACUUGGGAUUCCUUAUUACCCAGUGAGUAUAGGUGGGUCUCGCAGGGCUGCACAACCUACUAAAUCUGUUGGUGGGUCCCACACCAACUGUUUGUUAGAUACAAUAACAUUGCGGGCACGCAUGGAGCCCAUAGUCGCAACACAAGGUCUACAAGGUGUGUCAGUGGAUGGUGCAAACGCACUAAAUAUCGGAUUAAAUGCUUAUUUGAAACGUAUAGUAAGGUCUUGUUAUGAACUUACAAGGCCAAUCAAAACUGGACUGGAUCAUGAAACAAAACGUUCAAUAUCUUUGCAAGAUUUUCGGGUUGCGAUGGAGCUAAACCCUCAGCAACUCGGAGAAGAUUCGCCGAUACUUCUCGAGAGGAUAUGCACACAUGCGUUUGAGGAAUGA